UCACUGAAUUAAAACUGUACUAGAUAUCAUGCAAGAUGAAGGCAGCCUUGAUAGCAGCCACGGUCCUCACACUUGUCUGCUCCCUUCAUAAAGCCAGCUCUCUGGGGAAGCUGAACUUACCGGUGGUUUUACUUCCCUAUGUCCCCUCCAGCACUGGAGUCAAGGUCAACUUCACUCUGAGCUCCCCUCAAGGUUGCUUCUCUUGGUGUUGGUAAGUCCACCCUCCUCCGCUCUAUGGCGUGUCGUGAGCUGCGUCUACCAGCUGGUGUGAGUGUACUACACGUGGAGCAAGAGGUCACCGGGGACAACACACUAGCGCUGGAUAGUGUACUCGAGUGUGAUACUGAGAGAGUGCAGCUGCUCGCUAGAGAUGGGGAGCUACUGGCCUCAGGGGACAAGGACACAGCAGCAGGCAGCGCUUCUGAUGAGCUGGCUGAGGUAUACCUUCCACUACAGGAGAUAGACGCUGACAAAGCACCAGCAAGAGCUGGCUGUAUUCUGGCUGGUCUGGGGUUCACUCCACAGAAGAAUGAGAUUUUAUCUGGCUAAGACACUAUUUGCAACAUGUGGGAACACGGAACCAUCGUCGGUUGUGUGCAGUGUAUUAUAGUCGUACCCCCAGGUUUGAAGUGAUCCGUGGACUACUGGACUGUGUCAUGCAGCUGCUGGAGGUGUCCUUCACCAAAGAUGGCAGUGGAUACUUCCUCAAUGCAGCUGAAGACUCUACCUAUUUCCCGGACCGUUGUGCAGAGGUGUCUGUACGUGGGAAGGUGAUCGGGAAACUGGGCGUGCUCCAUCCUGGUAUGUCUGUUGUGCAGCUCUAGUGUGUGUGAGACUGGGAGGUGUGUCUGGUGCAGCUGUUCUCACGGCCUCCUCCAACCAGUACCUGCCCUCCGUACUCUCCAGGGAGAACCUAUUUCCUCAGGGUCUCCAUGGUGACAUGGUGUGAGGGAGAGAGCGUGACAAGGGGUGGAGCCUGAUAUCAUCAAGCUACUAGUCAUUGAGAACAUGAUGCUACAACCCUCCAUGGAUGUGUACAUUCUGCCACUGCCACCCACAGAGGUCAAGGGUCACCGGACUAGAAGCCAUAAUACAAGACAUCAGUUUUCUACUAAAUUAUUAAUCUCUUGUGCCGAGCCAGUUUCCAUGACGAUACGACUAGUGAUUGGUCAUAUGCCAGACUUCCCUCUAUUGACUCAGACCAACAAUCACAAUAUUUAGUCUAUAUAUAUACGAUUUUGUCAAACAACUAUAUAUUUUUUCGAUGUCUUAAUUGUGUUUGUCUGCAGUUUCCUGUGUGGCCUUUGAACCAAAAUUGAAAUAAUUAACGCUGUAUGGGGCGUUUGAAAACUUCACAUCGCUGCAAUGGACGUGGUGAUCGUCCAAUCAGAAUGCUCUACCCACCCCCCGACCUCCUCACUACAACACAAGGACUUAGAUACGAUAAUAUUCUCCCGGAGUCAAUUUCUUUCUUCUCUACUCCUUCGCAAUCCACCAGAAUUGACUUCUACUGUUCUUCAAUUACCCUCUAAACAAGGGCGCCCUCACUAUAACCCACGGCUCUGCUGAUAAUGUCAUUGAGUUACUUGACUGUUUGCAGCACCCAGACACUGGUGAGGUUCAUGACCUCCCGACCCUCAUAACCAAGCACCAGGUGGUGGAGAUCAACGACCCAGUGCAAGUGACCCUCAAACACCUCGUCAUUCUCUGGGACCCCCAAACAGACUUCAAAUACCAGCACCAAUUGAAUGUGAGUGUGCUAGCUAGCUUGUUGAGAGCUAAACCUGUGUAGGGUACCAGCUACAUAGGCUUGUACAUGGCUUGUAAUACCGUAUAGCGGGUAAUUUCCGUAAGGUGAAAAUUUGUUCAACUCGAAAGCGGUGAUUUUCGUUUGUCUGCAACCUACUGGUUUUACUAAAUAAUUAUGAACAAUUAUAGGGAUCUCCUUUAUUAAUUUUGUUUCAGAUACAGCGACUUUUCGAUUGCGAAUUGCGAACAUCGUAGCAAUCUAGUCGAAAGUAACGAUUUAGAUUGGAUAUGCAAUUCCCAUACUUUGAAUGCAAUAAUUAUUAUAGUUACAAUGCAAUCAAGCUUGUACAGUGUCAUUCACAAUCCAUUAACCUCUCAUUGGAUAGUACUGUCCCUAUUCCUGUGUUGUACACUACUGUCUAUUUAAUUGUAG
Molecule: messenger RNA, 2182 nt
Organism: Halichondria panicea
Lineage: Eukaryota; Metazoa; Porifera; Demospongiae; Suberitida; Halichondriidae
Product: ATP-binding cassette sub-family F member 3-like
Exons: 9
Coding region: 235-549 (104 amino acids)
Molecular function (GO): ATP binding
Source: RefSeq, a predicted model, not a curated record